Olea europaea var. sylvestris is the source of this 673-nucleotide messenger RNA. RefSeq lists its product as uncharacterized. The transcript has 3 exons. NCBI's taxonomy places the organism in Eukaryota, Viridiplantae, Streptophyta, Magnoliopsida, Lamiales, Oleaceae. Bases 65 to 280 code for a protein of 71 amino acids. The record is from RefSeq and is a predicted model, not a curated record.
CAGUUUUCUAACCAUUUCCCUCGCUGGAUUCUUGAAACUGUGUUAGAUCUGGGAGUAGGAGAUAAUGAAGUUUCUUGAUUGGUAUUUGAAGAUAGCAUUAGUUUCAGCCGCGAUUGGGGGUUCCAUGGAAUUCUUCAUGAUCAAAACUGGCUUCUAUGAUAAAGUGACAGUUCUAGAGUCAGAGAAGAGGGCUUGGGAGAAUUCUCCUGAAGCUCAGGCCGUUAGAGAAGCUCUAAAUCCUUGGAGAGAUCAAGAUAAGCAAGCAAGAAAAAGUUCCUAGCUUGUGUUUUUGAAGAGCAAGCUAUUGGGAUUGGACAUGAUAAUUACAGAAAGAAUUAGAGAUUUGAUAGCUGCAUUAAUAUCAGUGGAGCUCGAUGCCAAUUACGCUAGUGUUUUGUAGUGCCAUGAUGAAUGCUUAGCACGAUUUUUCUGGAGUUGCUAUACGUAACUGCAAUUCUUUGCUUGGAUGCACAAUAAGAACCUUUUCGUGGUUUUUAUGGUUAAUAUUAUUAUGAAUUCCUUGUAUUCAUAUUUAACGUGUAUGAAAGUGGCAUAAUUAGUGAGUCAUAUAGUUCGUUUUGGUUAUUAGUGAGGAAUUAUGUCCUUGGUUCAUUAUAAAUAUUUUGCUUUUUGGUGGGGAUGGACUCCUUCAAUUGAAUGAUUGAUCUAAAGA